AUGUGGGGUGUGGGGCUAUGGGGUCCCGCUCAGCACCAUCCUGACCCGCGGCCAGCAGGCCAAGGUGGCGGCGCAGCUCCUGCGGCAGGCCAUGAGCGAGGACAUGCUGAUGCCGGUGGUGAAGGCCGAGGGGGCGAGGACUACGAAGGGGCCACCGUGAUUGAGCCCCUCAAGGGGUACUACGACGUUCCCAUCGUGACGCUGGACUUCUGCUCCCUGUACCCGUCCAUCAUGAUGGCGCACAACCUGUGCUACAGCACCCUGCUGCCGCCGGGGGGCGUGCAGCGCUUCGGGCUGGGCCCCACUGAUUACAUCCGGACGCCCUCGGGGGAGCUCUUUGUCACUUCCAAGGUGCGCCGGGGGCUGCUCCCAAAGGUGCUGGAGGGGCUGCUGGAAGCUCGGAGCAGGGUGAAGCAGGCGCUGGCGCAGGAGCAGGACGCGGGGCGGUGCCAGGUGCUGCAGGGCCGCCAGGGGGCGCUCAAGGUCAGCGCCAACUCCGUGUACGGCUUCACGGGGGCGCAGGCGGGGCGGCUGCCGUGCCUGGAGGUCAGCCAGAGCGUGACGGCCUUCGGGCGCCAGAUGAUCGAGCGCACGAAGCAGCUGGUGGAGAGCCGGUACUGCCUGGCCCAGGGCUUCCCGGCCGAUGCCAAGGUGAUCUAUGGGGACACGGACUCGGUCAUGUGCCGCCUGGGGGUGCCCACGGUGCCCGAGGCCAUGGCCAUGGGGCACGAGGUCGCGGCCUGGGUGUCCGAGCACUUCCCUGCCCCCAUCCGGCUCCAGUUCGAGAAGGUGUACUGCCCCUACCUGCUCAUCAGCAAGAAGCGCUACGCUGGGCUCUGUUUCCCGUCGGGCCCCGCGGCCGCGCCCGCGCUGGACUGCAAGGGGCUGGAGGCGGUGCGCAGGGACAACUGCCCCCUGGCGGCCAACCUCGUCACGGCGUGUCUGCGCCGCAUCCUCCUGCACCGGGACCCGGCGGGGGCGGUGCUGCACGCGCAGGAGGUGAUCUCGGACCUGCUCUGUGACCGCCUGGACCUCUCCCAGCUCGUGAUCACCAAGGAGCUGACCCGCGCCGCACGCGACUACGCCGCCCCCCAGCCCCACGUCAGCCUGGCCCAGAGGAUGCGGCAGCGGGACCCCGGCAGCGCCCCGGCCCUGGGUGACCGCGUCCCCUACGUCAUCGUCACCGGGGCCAAGGGGGCGGCCGCCUACACCAGGUCCGAGGACCCGCUGUACGCGCUGGAGCACAACCUGCCCAUCGACAGCCGCUACUACGUGGAGCAGCAGCUGGGGAAGCCGCUGCUGCGCAUCUUCGAGCCCAUCCUGGGCGAGGGCCGCGCCGAGAGCAUCCUGCUGCGGGGCGCUCACACCCGCUCUAAGACGCUGCUGACGGCGCAGGUCGGGGGCGGGGUCUUGGCCUUCGCCACGCGGCGCAGCACGUGCGUGGGCUGCCGGGCCGUACUACAGCGGCAGGGAGCCGUCUGUGAUUUCUGCCGCCAGCGCGAGGCUGAGCUCUACCAGAAGGAGGUGGGGGCGCUGGCGGCGCUGGAGCAGCGCUUCUCCCGCCUCUGGAGCCAGUGCCAGCGGUGCCAGAGCGCCCUGCACCAGGACGUGCUGUGCACCAGCCGGGACUGCCCCAUAUUUUACAUGCGGCGCAAGGUGCAGAAGGACCUGGACGCUCAGCAGGCGCUCGUGGCGCGCUUCGGGGCCCCCUCCUGGUGACCCCCCCG
Molecule: messenger RNA, 1727 nt
Organism: Pezoporus flaviventris
Lineage: Eukaryota; Metazoa; Chordata; Aves; Psittaciformes; Psittacidae
Gene: POLD1
Product: DNA polymerase delta 1, catalytic subunit
Exons: 15
Coding region: 1-1719 (572 amino acids)
Biological process (GO): DNA-templated DNA replication; nucleotide-excision repair, DNA gap filling; base-excision repair, gap-filling
Cellular component (GO): delta DNA polymerase complex
Molecular function (GO): nucleotide binding; 3'-5'-DNA exonuclease activity; DNA-directed DNA polymerase activity
Source: RefSeq, a predicted model, not a curated record